UCUCGAAACUGACAUACUAGCAUUUAUUGUUUUUUAUUACUUCCCUAAGGUGGCUUUCAAAAGAGACACCAAGUGACAUAUUUUUAGGAGGGCUUUAAAAGUUUGAUGGGGUGGAAGUAAACACUGCUUAUCUCAACUGGCAGCAGAGCCAGGGCCCAGGGACCAGCACUUCUGUGGACUCAGCCUGUUGAGAAGCAGUCCCAGCAAUGAGUUACCGGAACAUCUGUGUGGACAAUGCAACAGUUUGCUCCGGCGCAUCCUGUGUGGUACCUGAGAGCAAUUUCAAUAACAUUCUAAGUGUGGUCCUGAGUACCGUGCUGACCGUCCUGUUGGCCCUGGUGAUGUUCUCCAUGGGAUGCAACGUGGAAGUCAAGAAAUUUCUAGGACACAUAAAGCGGCCGUGGGGCAUCUGUGUUGGCUUCCUCUGUCAGUUUGGAAUCAUGCCCCUCAUGGGAUUCAUUCUGUCAGUGGCCUUUGACGUCCUCCCCGUCCAGGCUGUGGUGGUGCUCAUUAUGGGAUGCUGCCCAGGAGGAACUGCCUCCAAUAUCUUGGCCUAUUGGGUUGACGGCGACAUGGACCUGAGCGUCAGCAUGACCACAUGCUCCACACUGCUUGCCCUUGGAAUGAUGCCGCUGUGCCUCCUUAUCUAUACCAAAAUGUGGGUUGACUCUGGGAGCAUCGUAAUUCCCUAUGAUAACAUAGGUACCUCUCUGGUUGCUCUUGUUGUUCCUGUUUCCAUUGGAAUGUUUGUUAAUCACAAAUGGCCCCAAAAAGCAAAGAUCAUACUUAAAAUUGGGUCCAUCGCGGGCGCCAUCCUCAUAGUGCUCAUAGCUGUGGUUGGAGGCAUACUGUACCAAAGCGCCUGGAUCAUCCAUCCUAAUCUGUGGAUUAUAGGGACAAUAUUUCCUGUGGCAGGUUACACCCUGGGGUUUCUUCUGGCUAGAAUCGCUGGUCAACCCUGGCACAGGUGCCGAACGGUUGCUUUUGAAACGGGGAUGCAGAACACGCAGCUGUGUUCCACCAUCGUUCAGCUCUCCUUCACUCCUGAGGAGCUCAAUGUCGUCUUCACCUUCCCCCUCAUCUACAGCAUUUUCCAGCUCGCCUUUGCCGCAAUAUUUGUAGGAGUUUAUGUGGCAUAUAAGAAAUGUCAUGGGAAAAAUAAGGAAGAACUUCCAGAGAGCAAAGAAAAUGAAACAGAGCCUGAGUCACUGUCUUAUAAGACGAAUGGAGGAUUUCAGUUGGAUGAAAAGUAGAUACCAAACGGACAAAAAAGACAAGUUCUAAAUUACAUUCUUAAACCAUAACUAUAUUUAAUUAUGUUUUGGUAGGAUAACUGGCAAAAAAGAGUUAAAGUAAAAAUUUGAAUUUCAUUUGAAUUCAUGUAUUGGUUUCAAUACCAAGUGACUGGUGGUCCAAUUCUCUAAUGGACAAAUAUUGUUUCAUAUAUAUAUGGUUUAUAUAUGUAUAUAUACUCAUAUACACAUAUUGUCAUUGAAAUAUUCCUCCAAAAUAUUCUUAGACUAAACCUGACAUAGGUAACACUGAGAAUGAGAACACUGUAACACCAAAACUUAAUUCUUACACAGAAUCUCCUAGCCCAGAGAUGAGGACUUGACUUUCUAUAUGUUAAAAUAGAUAUAAUGAAUUAUUAUUAUAGUGGUCAAGAUUUUCUUCAGUAUUUAUGAUUGUAAAAAUUGACAUGAACAUCUUUCACUGACAUUUUAAUCAUUAUUUGAAAACUUUGCAACCUAUUUAUUUAUAUAACUUUGUAAUAUAACAUGGGGAAAUAUCUGACUUCUGUAUUUUUUAAAAAAUUGACUUCUCCAUUGACAGUUCAAAAGCAGAAAUGAGAGGAAAUUAUUACAAAGUGAAUUCAAUAACCAUAUCGAAUGCAGGCUCUUAGCAGGGAUAUUGCACAUCUGUUGCUCUACCUCAGGGGUCCAGUGAUACCCACUAGAUCUUUCAAGGAAAAACAUAAUUCUUUUCAAUGGUUUGUGUUUGGCAAAGAGCUCUUCAAACCUGGGAGAGGAACUUCCUCCAGGUUUUUCUGUGUGCAGCAGGUCCACGUGACUAAUAUGACAGCUAUUCAGUUCACAGGCACCACCCACAGUAAACAUCAUGGUCAGGGAGUUGGCAGGAGGUGCAAAGACAGAAGUAUUGGGAGAAAUACCUUGACUCUAGUGGAAGAAUUAAUUCAAUGGGAGAUAGUAAAAAAUAAAUAGAAAAGCACAAAUAACAGAAACCCGGUUGAAAUGCUUAACUACAGUCAAUUAGAUGUGCAGGAGUAAGUAGUAUAAGAAGAAUCAAGUCCAGGAGUGAUCGGGAAAUGAGUAUUAAGCAGUAUUCAAAACACAGCCAGGAGUAUCUGGUAUAUGGCAGGAGGGGUUUAUGGCUUCCAAGGGGAAGUAGCUGGUCAUAAGAUCAAAUUUAAUUUCGUUUCCCUCAUUCUGCAGCAAUCAGAAUACACAAUCUUAACCACCCAGUCCUUAGAGAUUUUGUUCCAUUGUGCACUGGAUAUUUUCACUGCCUCAUAGAGUCCAUUGUAAAUGUUUUGGCUGAAAGGACUUUUUACAUUUGCAUGUUCUGAAUUCAGAUCCUGCUGGUGUACCAAAGCAUUAU
Sapajus apella (tufted capuchin) is the source of this 2619-nucleotide messenger RNA. It is a transcript of the gene SLC10A2, whose product is annotated as solute carrier family 10 member 2. Gene Ontology annotation, molecular function: bile acid:sodium symporter activity. The transcript has 6 exons. Gene Ontology annotation, cellular component: apical plasma membrane. The record is from RefSeq and is a predicted model, not a curated record. Gene Ontology annotation, biological process: bile acid and bile salt transport. Lineage: Eukaryota; Metazoa; Chordata; Mammalia; Primates; Cebidae. Bases 207 to 1253 code for a protein of 348 amino acids.